Pantherophis guttatus is the source of this 2215-nucleotide messenger RNA. The record is from RefSeq and is a predicted model, not a curated record. NCBI's taxonomy places the organism in Eukaryota, Metazoa, Chordata, Lepidosauria, Squamata, Colubridae.
AGAACCGGUAGUAAAAAAAAAAAUUGGAUUUCACCACUGGUCUGUAUUAAGUGAUGAAGGAUAAGAUACCUCUUUACAGCACAAUCACAAUCCCCUACAUAGCUUUUCCAGCAGAGACCAGAAAUGCUUCAGACUUUCAGUGGGAGGGAAAUGGAUUCACGUUGUCUUUACAAGAAUUCUUCCCAUAGAACCAGGGAGAAUUGUUGUUGAAGGAGAACAAGAUUCUCUGUAGUUCUAUCAAUUUGUUGUUGUUUUUUCUGUACAAGUAGUCCUUGACUUACAGCAGUUUGUUUAGUGGACUGUUCGAAGUUACAACGGCACUGGAAAAAAAUGACUUUAUGACCAUUUUUUUCACACUUACAACUGUUGCAGCUUCCUUGUGGUCAUGUGAUCAAAAUUCACUUGACUCACACUUAUGACAGUUGCUGUGUCCUGGGGUCAGGCGAUCCCUUUUUGCAACCUUCCGACAAGCAAAAAGUUAAUGAGGAAGCCAGAUUCACUUAACAACCGUGUGACUAACCUAACAACUGUGGGGAUUCGUUUAACAACCGUGGCCAAAAAAGGUCGUAAAAACGGGGGCAGAAUUCACAUAACAACUUCUUGCUUAGUGAUGGAAAUUACGGACUCAAUUGUGGCCGCACGUCGAGGACUACCUGUACCUCUCUGGAAAUAUCUUGUAAUGCUCAUGAGUUUCUUUAUGCAGAGCAGGAACAGAGGAAGAGAGAAAACCGAGGACCUCUUGGUGCAGUUUUCACCCUGUCAAGAAAGGAACCUGGAAAAUCAAGGAGAAACAAACAAAAUUCUACCUCUAUUGGAAAACGCAAUCAAAAUGGAUUUGUGGUACCUACCAGAGGACAGAAGAGUUGCUGAUGCGUCACAGCCUGAAUGGAAAGACGAGCGAAUUGGGCAGAAGAACCAAGAUGAAGAAAAUACCAGUUUGGCUGGUCAGUGGCAACGGUUGAGAAGCCUCUGUGGUAAGGAGGCCAACGGGCCACGAGAGGUUUGCAGCCAACUGCACUAUCUUUGUCGUCAGUGGCUAAAGCCAGGAAGAAACACAAAAGCUCAGAUGUUAGAUCUCUUGGUCCUGGAGCAGUUCUUGGCUAUCCUGCCCCUGGAGAUGAAGAGCUGGAUCCAGGAAUGUAGAGCUGAGACCAGUUCCCAAGCGGUAGCCCUUGCAGAAGGUUUCCUUCUGAGCGAAGCAGAGCAGAAGGAGCAGGGACAACUGCAGGUGAGAAAGAGUCGGAGGAUGCAAAACAGUUACUGAAUUUUUAACCGUGUCCCUUCUGGGAACCUAAUAACAUCAGUAGGAGAUUAAUCUCUCCUGGGGGAGAAAGUUUCUUAUUUUUAUUUUAUUAUAAAAGGUUGAUUGAUGAAUAUUAUCAAUUUAUUAUUGACUGAUAAAAUAAUGUAUUGUUUUGUUUUAUUAUUUCUUACAACAACGAUUAGGGGACUGGAGGCUAAAACAUAUAAUGAAUGGGUGCUGGAAUUGGGUAUGUAUAGUUUAAUGAAAAGAAGGACUAGGGAUGACUUGAUAGCAGUGUUCUAAUACCUAAGAGGCAGCUACAAAGAGAAGGGAGUCAAACUAUUCUCCAAAGCAGUGGUCACCAACUGGUGGUCUGUGGACCACUCGUGGUCCGCAGAACAAUUAUUUGCAUUUUUUAAUAUUGCACUAAAUCAGGAUUCCUCAAAUUAUGGCCCCUGGGACAGAUACGUGCAAUGAACGUUUGUGUUGCUACAGAGAAUCUCUCCCCCUUCGGGGUCUUUUUGUGUGGGUUGGAGGGGGACAGAAAUUCCGACUUGGGGUCUGCUUCAGCCUCCUAUUGCGGGGCUUUGCGCGAAGGCUGGAGGGAAGCGCCGCUGGUGGCAAAGAGCCGGAGGACCUUGUUCCAGUGGGACUGCCUCAUGGCCUGGAACUGACUGACCAUCUCAGCCCACUGAGCCUACAGUUGCCUGUACUUGGCCUUGCACUCCCGCAGGUCUUCCUUCUGCUUGGAAAGUCUAUUUAUUUAUUUAUUUAUUUAUUUAUUUUUAAAUUUAUAUACCGUCCUUCUCCCUGAGGACUCAGGGCGGUGUACAGCCAGAAUUAAAAAACAUGAAAUACAAAUAUUAAAAAACAAUUAAAAUAAAUAUAAAUUUGGCCCAAGAUUAAAAAUACAAACCAGUUAAAACAUUUAAAAUUUCUUCUUAAGCCAGCCCGGCUUGCUGGAAAAAGUGG